Diaporthe amygdali is the source of this 609-nucleotide messenger RNA. RefSeq names its product Trichodiene oxygenase. NCBI's taxonomy places the organism in Eukaryota, Fungi, Ascomycota, Sordariomycetes, Diaporthales, Diaporthaceae. The transcript is spliced from 3 exons. The record is from RefSeq and is a predicted model, not a curated record. Gene Ontology annotation, molecular function: iron ion binding; monooxygenase activity; heme binding. Bases 1 to 609 code for a protein of 202 amino acids.
AUGACAUCUACGUAUGCACUGGGUGUCAACGUCGGGAACCCUGGGCGCGGAGAUUGGGGCGCCGACUUGCUCGAGGCUUUCAAGACGGUCGGUAAGGUGCGCCCACUCGGUCGCCAGUUUCCCUGGCUCAUCAACACGGCCAUGAUCUACUUCAACCCGGGUGUGAUCGCCAUUUUCAGCCCGCAGACGGUAAACUUAGCCUGCAACCUGAUCUUCCCGCUGGAGAUAAUGCGGGCGUCGGCCGAGGAGCACGCGCGGCAGGCGGAGGGCAAUCUCCCCGAGUCAGAGACGACACCAGAGCGUCUCAACGCUGAAUCAUCUUCAGUUCUGAGAGGAGUUGAGACCACAGCACGGACAAUGACUAUCAUUAUGUUCUACAUUCGCAAUGACCCUGCCGUACUGACUAAGCUACAAGAUGAGUUGAAAAUUAUCAUCCCCGAUCCUGAAGCUCCGUUCACGCUGGCGAGGUUCGAGGCUCUACCUUGUUUUUCUGGUGUGGUCUCUGACGGCUACGCCCUCGCCCACGGAAUCACAGGCCGAAUGCCACGCAUCGCGCCGGGCGAGGACCUUCGGUACAAGCAAUUGCUGGUCUCGAAGGAAAUGAGUUGA